This is a messenger RNA of Rhea pennata, 2423 nucleotides long. It is a transcript of the gene ETV7, whose product is annotated as ETS variant transcription factor 7. The record is from RefSeq and is a predicted model, not a curated record. Gene Ontology annotation, cellular component: nucleus. The transcript is spliced from 8 exons. Bases 361 to 1329 code for a protein of 322 amino acids. Gene Ontology annotation, biological process: cell differentiation; regulation of transcription by RNA polymerase II. Lineage: Eukaryota; Metazoa; Chordata; Aves; Rheiformes; Rheidae. Gene Ontology annotation, molecular function: DNA-binding transcription factor activity, RNA polymerase II-specific; sequence-specific DNA binding.
GGAGAGGCCGCAGGGACUGGAUCUGUCCGCGCCGGGGCAACGCCGAGCACCGGGACAGCGCCGAGCACCGGGACAGCACCGAACAUCGGGGCAGCGCCGGGCACCGAGACAGCGCCGAGCACCGGGGCAGCACCGAGCAUCGGGGCAGCGCCGAGCACCGGGACAGCGCCGGGCAGCGGGGCAGCACCGAGCACCGAGACAGCGCCGAGGAACGGGGGCAGCACAACAGCGGCGGCAGCGCCGAGCACCGGGGCCGCACUGAGCACAAGGGCAGCUCCCGGCACCGGGACAGCGCCGAGCACCGAGGCCGGGGCGGCGCCGAGCACGGCUGCAGGGAGCGGCGACCCACCGCCGCCGGGGAUGCAGGGUGAAGUGACAGUUGGUCCUUCGAGCCCAGUUGUUGUAGCUUCAUUACCACCCCAACCCCAGGCCAGAUGCACUUCCAUUGGCGAGGGGGAAAUCUUCAAGCUGCCGGGAAGGCUGAGAAUCCAGCCCUCGCUGUGGAGCAAGGAGGAUGUGAUCCACUGGUUGAGAUGGGCUGAGAAAGAAUAUUCCCUUCGGAAAACGGAUGAAAGCAAGUUUGAAAUGAACGGGAAAGCCCUGUGCAUUCUCACCAAGGAUGACUUCAGAUACAGAGCUCCUAGCUCAGGUGAUGUCUUAUAUGAAUUACUCCAGUACAUCAAAACUCAAAGAAGAGCUCUAGUGUGCAGCCCUUUACUGAACUCACCUUUCAGGGAGGUCAAGAGCACGGUGGAAGGAGCGGACUGCUGCGCAGAGGCUGCCCCAGCUGCUGUUUCUUCCCCUUUGCCUAGCUGCUCAAGCUGUGCCAAACAACCCUUGUUCUCCAGCGGGACCUGCAGCCAUGUGGAGCCACUGAACCUCUCUCAUCCCAGCUCGGAAGGCAGCUGCAGGGCAGAUGCCCUCUGCUCUUUCCGUACACCCCCACCAGCUCCAGCAGAUGGGAGGAUUGCAGACUGCAGGUUACUGUGGGAUUACGUGUACCAGCUCCUCUCUGACAGCCGCUAUGAGCCUUACAUCAAAUGGGAAGACAAGGAGGCCAAGAUCUUCCGGGUUGUUAAUCCUAAUGGACUUGCCCAGCUCUGGGGAAACCACAAGAACCGGAUAAACAUGACAUAUGAAAAGAUGUCACGAGCACUCAGACAUUACUACAAACUCAACAUCAUCAAAAAGGAGCCAGGGCAGAAGCUGUUGUUUAGAUUUCUGAAGACUCCUGGGGAGAUCAUCCAUGAGAAACCCAGCAAACUGGAGCAGCUGGAGAAUGAGGAACAUGAGGAUUUCAAGGAAGAUACAUUGGAGGUCUCUCUGUAGGAAAUCUCUGCGGGUAGCAUUUGCAGUGUAUUGCAGAUUUGUACUCCACUGUGAAAUACUGGAGUCUCUUGCUCUCCCAGCAGAAGGCCACAGAGCAGUGGUCAUGGAUUUCAAAACCUGUCCUGAGCAAAGACUGUGACAACUUUGGGGCUUUGUCAGCAAAACUCACACACCAAAAUUAUCCUCCUACCCAGAAAGUGAAGGUGAAUUUGUGUGUUGGUCUUUUGCUUGCUUCUUUCCCUCCUCAGUGAGAGAACGUGAUGUUUUUUGCUUUUUAUGUUUCAAUGCUUGUCUGCAAGGUUCAAACUUGCUGGUAAAGAUGGUUCCAUUCUUCAAACUAAGCCUGAUGAGCAGAAAGCGCUGGAGCACACACUUUGCAUUGAACAUUUAAUCAAGCACUUUCAUUGAGAGCGGUGGUCAUAAGCAUUUACAUGCUGGUCUGAAACUGAGCCUUUGCCCCUUGUUGGGGAACGGACUUACAUUGCGGAUAUGCUGUACAUUAAUCUCACAGGCUGCAGUGGAGCUGCUGACCGUAUUGAGGGCGGGAAUGUCCACCUGGAACAGGCCCAGUUGGAGAUGUGCAGCUCCACACUGCAGGGAGUCUUUAAGCUGGGUCUCGUUUUAGCUCCUUUCCCUCCAUAUAAUUCUUAUUGUAAUUAGCUGACUAGAUAAUGUGACAAGAAACACAAGCCAGUAAUGAACACGAUCACACUUAUUGUUAGAGAUGUAGUUAUUUGCUUUGGGUACAAAACAGGACAUGCACUUUCAUGCCCCACAAAAGGGCACGGUAUUGACUCCAGUCCUCCUGGGGUUUGGCUGUUUGCGGUACUCGUGAGAAAUCUGUGGAGCUGCUCUGUGUUUUACACCAUGGGAGGAUGUAGCAUAUAUAAUCUUUGCCCUCAGCUUCUGAAUACCCAAACCAAAGUUCCCAGUGAGCCAAAGUUUACUUAGAGUAUUUGGGCAACUAAUGGAAAAGGCUGGCUUCGUAACCUCACUUAUUGUUAGUAAGUGCUAAAAGGAACAAUGUGCAUGUGUUUCUUAAAUCUGAAAAUAUCCAUUAAUAUUUUUGGAUUAUGUUUUGCUGGGGAAAUAAA